Molecule: messenger RNA, 297 nt
Organism: Cooperia oncophora
Lineage: Eukaryota; Metazoa; Nematoda; Chromadorea; Rhabditida; Trichostrongylidae
Source: the annotation of a GenBank genome assembly
AUGAAGCUAGGAGAUACGUUCCCGGCCUUUUCCGCCAUGACAAAUCUUGGCAAGAUCGAUAACUUCCAUGAGUGGAUGGGCAACAGCUGGGCAAUACUGUUCUCGCAUCCCGCGGAUUAUACACCCGUUUGCACAACGGAGCUGGCACGAGCAGCUCAACUGGCAGAGCAAUUUCACGACAGAAACGUCCAAAUGAUUGCUCUGAGCUGCGACUCGGCUGAGGCACAUCGUGGCUGGAUCCACGAUAUCGUAGCUUAUGCGAACAAUCCUAUCAUCACAAGUAGGUUUGAAUUAUGA